Pogonomyrmex barbatus (red harvester ant) is the source of this 5012-nucleotide messenger RNA. Its product is annotated as adenylate cyclase type 10. Gene Ontology annotation, molecular function: adenylate cyclase activity. Gene Ontology annotation, cellular component: cytoplasm. The record is from RefSeq and is a predicted model, not a curated record. Lineage: Eukaryota; Metazoa; Arthropoda; Insecta; Hymenoptera; Formicidae. Gene Ontology annotation, biological process: cyclic nucleotide biosynthetic process; intracellular signal transduction.
AUGAUUUCCGGUUCCGGGCAGGAGUCUAUGAUGAUCGUACGCGAAAGAGAGAACAGGCAAAUUGUAAUUGAAAAGUGCGACGAAAUUAGAAAUAUAAGAUUUACCGAAUCAAAUUUAUAUUUAGAUCGAUCCUCGCGUGCUCGAUUGGAACAACAUACUAAAAUAUUUGCAUCCAUGUGUCCUGAUGAGAUCCUUGAUUAUUACAAUAACUAUGAAACCAGAGAAUACGAUACAACGUUGAUGCUCGGCGACAUCUCAGGCUUCACGGAUCUCACGGAAAAGUAUUCGAAGACCGGUGUUGGCGGUCCCUCAAAACUAUCGGAAACUUUGAACAGUUAUAUCGGCGCGAUGGUGCAAGAAAUUCUCUCGCAUAACGGCGACGUCGUGAAUUUUUCCGGCGACGCGUUCAUAGUGAUGUGGAAACUUCAAGAGGGGAUGUUUAUGCGCGAUAUAGCAACGGAGGCGAUGCAAACGGCGUGCAUCAUACAAAAACAUUUCGGAACUUAUAACACCGAUGUCGGCGUAACGCUCAGAGUAAAGCUUGCCAUUGCUUCUGGAAAAACGUAUUUCACAUCUAUUGGCGAUCCAAAAACAAUAUCUUAUUAUGUCAUUACUGGAAAACCUGUGUGGGAUGUAAAAUUCGCCGAAGCAUUAUGCCGAGGUGGCGAUAUUCUCGUGGCACCCAGUAGCUGGCAGUGGGCAAAUCCAAACGAAUAUGUUUUCGAACAACUACCGGAUGGUGUACAUACUCUGAUCAUAGCUUGCACAAUAAUGUGGUAUUUGAGACCUUACGAAGUUCAAAACGAGAGAGGCGAUUACGCAAACACUAUACAUGAUGAGGACUUCAUCGAUUUAAUAUCGUAUAAAGUACCAGAUAAUGUCACGGAUUGGACCGGCGAGAAAGAUUAUUUUGAGGAAGUCGGUUAUACUCUGAGGCCCAAAGUCAUAAAAGCAGCUAAAGAGGGAUUGAAGGAUUCAUUGAGAAGCUACAUGCUCAGACCGGUAAUACGAUCCGUGGAUAUCGACGAACCGUUGGAACAUCUUACAGAGAUGAGACAAGUAGUCAUACUCUUUAUCAAUAUCAUUACAACGGUUAUCGACAAUGAAGGAUUAAUCUCGCUUGUUUCCGCGGCUUAUAAAAUAGUCUGUGGGGUAGUCGGUCAGAUGCGCGGAUGCGUGAACAAGACGUCUCUCUUUGAUAAGGACUUAAUAUUCCUUUGCAUAUUUGGAUUGCGCGGUGACAAACAUGAAUUCGAAUCGCAAAUCGGAUUGAGAUGUGCCAGUAGGUUACGAGAGGACCUUCAAACUAUGAACAAUAUAAAAUCUGUGACAAUCGCCGUUACCACUGGAAUGACAUAUUGCGGCGUAAUCGGCCAUGUCUUACGAAGGGAGUAUACGGUGAUAGGAAUGUCGGUGAAUAAGGCAGCACGCUUGAUGGUUGCAUAUGAUAAUAAAGUAAUAUGCGAUCGCGAUAGCUUUUUGCACUCUCGUCUCGAAGCGAAACACUUUAUUCUGCAAGAGCCAAGACAUUUGAAAGGAAUUACGAAUGUAGGUCCUGUCUAUGAAUUUCAGGAAGAGAUAAAAUAUGUUGCACCUGAAUUAAUACGUACAAAGUAUCCCUUGCUCGGACGAGAUGAGGAAAUUAAGAUUUUUCGACAGAUGUUAUCGGAUAUAAUGAAACAUUUUACUAUCGACAAAACAACAGAAUAUUUACAUCUCGAAUACAACACGCUAAUUAUAAAAGGCGAACCGAGAAUCGGGAAAACGAGAUUAUUAGAUGAAAUAGUGCAGAUUAUUCCCACAGGUGUAUUAUCCAACUAUACUUCCUUGAUCAUGAAUGACGCUAAGGUUUCUUAUAAUUUGAUCCAUUCGAUAUUUUCGAUACCUUUGGGCUUUAACAUCGUCACAACGUCGAGAGAACGUGAAGAAAUACUAAUAUCACAACUAGGCCAAAUACAUGAAUCGGAUUUUCUCUGCGCCCUUAAUCAGCCCUUUAAUGUCCGUUUCGUAAUGAAUCCGGACUACAAUGCGCUGUCCCGCAGGCAAAAACGCAAUGUGUUGCGCAAAUUGUUAUUCAGACUAAUGAGAAGUUGCUUCAAGGAAUUAUGGGUAGUGAUUAUCGACAACAUCCAAUAUGGUGACCAAGAUUCUAUGAAACUAUUUCCUAUGAUAAUCAAGUGGGACACGGUCUUUUUCGUUCUUAGUCUCGGACGCAAACUCGAUGACGGAUACGAAAUGCAUCCCAUCAUUUUGGAGAAAGCUCGAAUUAUUGAAUUGAGUCACAUAGACAAAUGGUAUCAUGCAGGACUCGCAUGUCAGAUUCUUGAUACAUGUGGAAUUCCUCCAGAGCUCGAAAAAUUGAUUCAAGAGAAAAGUUUUGGUAAUCCGGGAUGGAUAGAAAGUUAUUUGUUAAGCCUCACGCAGUCUGGUAGUCUCGUAAUAAUGCAUAUCCGUAGAAUGAUUGCCGAGGAAAUGGGCUACGUGCUUCCUCCCAUUAGUAUGCUAAGAAGGGUAGUUUCAGAAGAUAUUUUUAUAGAUAAUGAGACUGAAGAAGAUCGUUUAGAUAAAUGGAAGAUGUAUAGAACAAGUUAUCAAAAUGGUGCACUACAACUGGAAAGCAUCAUUCAUAGACCUGGAAUGCCAAUUUAUGACGAAGAAACAAUUGCUGUUUGCAAAUUUACGGAAACCUUUGUACCAGAAGAGGGAGAUGCUGACGUGACAAUGGACGUAAUGAUCUUGAAGAUUUUCGAUUCGUUAACACCGUUGGAUCAAUUAUUAUUAAAAUGCGCAUCAGUUUUGGGAGAAAUUGUUAAUAGAAACAUAUUGCAGUUUCUAAUGGAAGAUAAAACAACAAAGGAAAUUGGGUUUGCUAUCAAGAAACUUUUCGAGAUUCGAAUUUUUGGAUGUGCACGGGGCGACUUUAGUAUAGGUGGCAGACCAUUGGUGUUCUAUAGGAAUAUAAGGAAACUCAGUGUCGGCGUAGAAAUUAUGUGCGAAUGUGUAGGUCUUAUGAUACCAGAGGAACUAGCUGAUUUGCCGCGAUAUGCAUCUUGCGGUCUGAUGCGUUUUAAAAUGUCGAUGUUUCGCGAAACUACUUACAGAUCACUCACGGAAAAUCACAAGAUAGAAUUACACAGCAAAGCGUUAAAAUAUCUUCGACAACAUACCAAACGAUGUAUGGCUUGUGGUGAAAUACAAUUUGCAAGAUUGUUGGGUAAAACAGCUGUGCUAGAAACUAACAGAAAAAGAUUUCAGACAUCAAUUGACAUCCAGCAACUUGAAGAAGUAACUUAUGUUCUCAAAGAAGAUAUAAAAAAUGAUAUGCAACGGAUAAAAGAGAAAACUGCAAUAUGUUUAAAUAUUUUUCGAAAAGUCAGAAAACCUACCAAAACCUUCUCUAAUGUUGACUUCGCCAAUUGUCAGUGUUAUCUUAUCUUAGCGACUGUUUAUGCUCAAAUGUUGGAGCAUUGUCAAGGAAUUGGAAAACAAGAUAUGAUUCUGACGGCAAUUUUGGAAUUUGUUGAGAUUUGUUUGGCAGGUAAUAAUAUACCUCAAGCUUAUAGACUUCUGAGUGAUGCUGAAACUUUGCUUGGACAAAUGUUUGAAGCUGACGAGGAAAAAUCAAUAGCUCUGCUUUAUCUCACUGCAAAAAUCCAAACAUUUCAAGGUAAAUGUUUUCUGGAAAGUGGUUUACUUUCUGAAGCAAAGAGGAAGUUGAAUGAGGCAUUGAACAGUCUGGGCUACAAUUUUCCACAACGAGAAUUCAAUAUCAACUUGAAAUCAUUCCUUCAGCUCGAACAGCUAAGAUGGAGACUGAUCUGUCCCAAACUUUGGGAAAUUGACAUUGCCGAUGAACUCACCAUAAAUUAUAUCGAGCAAUUGGCUAAGUGUUUGGCACAAAUGUUCAAUGUUUUCAAAGGAACGAAGAAAAUGAAAAAAUAUGAACGGCUAGCAGCUAUCUGGGGCUUAAACGCUGCACUGGAUUCGUCACAAGAUUUUCUUAUGCUCUGCACUUCAUUCACAAACAUGAUGCUCACCGCGCAUGUUUACCGAACCAAACGAAUUGUUCCUCAUUUGGAAAAACAAGCUCUUAAUAUUUGUGCGAAGAAAGGAGACUUGCUCGAAUUCCAAGAACUCAAAGCCAUUGCCAAGCUUUACGCAGCGAUAUUUUUUUCGCGAUGGUUAAGAGGAGAAAUCAGUAAAGCAAUUAGAAUCGGUUUUAUCACACUACGGAUGGCUCAAACCAUGGAUUCUGUGUUUCUCAAACAGCUUAUAAUACCGAGAUUGGCUCAUUUGCUCAUGCUCUUAUGUCGUCAUUCCGAAGUCGUGACUAUGCUGAGAGAAUUAGAAUUUGUAUCGCAAAAUUAUGUGGACAAAUCAGGUCGUACAUGGUAUUAUGCCAUUUGCGCUGACAUAAAACUCGACACCGGCCUGACAGUUCUCUCAUUUCACAAUUGUGACAAAUAUUAUCUUCAGGAAGGAGAGAGUAUAAUCAGUUUUCAAGAUCCCGAAGCGGAAAGGCGAUAUUUCACCUCAAUGUGGUUAUGGUAAAUCUACAAUUUUACAGUGCGAGAAGUUACUACCAGGAACAUAAACGCGUUGAAUACGAUGUCAGAAAUUAAGCAGUUAUUCCGACAUGUUGAGAAAAAUUUAAUAAAGAUUGUGAAAAUUGCAAUUCCCAGAUACAUGUUGAUAAAAGCUUACUAUUAUAUGAUACAAUCGCGAAAAAGUACCGCAAUUAAAAUGCUACAACAAACAAAGAAAUUAUCUAUAAAAGUAGAUAACCGAAUGAUUUAUGCGUGGGCAAAUCAUUGUCAUCAGGCUUGGCUAGGCGUUAUACCUUCCGUACGCGAAAACUUGUGGGAAGAAAAAGCUAUGGAACGACGUGACGAAUGGGAUGAAAUAAAUGUUAGCGAUUCAACAAUGAUCCCUUUUACAUUUCCAUUGCCGCAAUAUAUCUCAAUGUUUCAAUAAUAUAUGCAUAAUUGUAUCGUAAUUAUGUAAUGUAUUAU